CGGUCCUGUCAGGAAACUCCUCUUCUGGAAAAUAAAAAAAUAAAAGUGGAUGGUGUCCCGUAAACCGAGCGGUUGUCUUGAUAUUAUCUGGCUAAAUCUCGACGACUUAAAAUUCAACCUGGACCGUUUAAAUGGACAAAUAAGGGGUACCAGUGCACGCCUAGAUACCACAGGAAUGGAUAUCACAAGUCGUUGCACCCUGGGUGACCCCAACAAGCUCCCAGAGGGAGUGCCUCAGCCUGCCCGGAUGCCCUACAUCUCGGACAAGCACCCUCGGCAGACCUUGGAAGUCAUCAACCUGCUCCGCAAGCAUCGAGAGCUGUGCGAUGUGGUUUUGGUGGUGGGAGCCAAGAAGAUUUAUGCACACCGUGUGAUCCUGUCCGCCUGCAGCCCCUAUUUCAGAGCCAUGUUCACGGGGGAACUGGCCGAGAGCCGGCAGACGGAAGUCGUCAUCCGGGAUAUUGAUGAACGAGCCAUGGAGCUGCUCAUCGACUUUGCCUACACCUCCCAGGUGACCGUGGAGGAGGGAAAUGUGCAGACUUUGCUGCCCGCUGCUUGUUUGUUGCAGCUGGCAGAGAUUCAGGAAGCCUGCUGUGAAUUCCUCAAGCGCCAACUUGACCCCUCAAACUGCUUAGGCAUCAGGGCCUUCGCCGACACUCACUCCUGUAGAGAGCUGCUCCGUAUUGCUGAUAAAUUCACUCAGCAUAACUUUCAGGAGGUGAUGGAGAGUGAAGAGUUCAUGCUGCUGCCAGCCAACCAGCUGAUAGACAUCAUCUCCAGUGAUGAGCUCAAUGUUCGGAGUGAGGAGCAGGUGUUUAAUGCUGUAAUGGCCUGGGUUAAAUACAGCAUUCAGGAGCGCCGGCCUCAGCUGCCACAGGUUCUGCAACAUGUGCGUCUUCCCCUCUUGAGCCCGAAGUUUCUGGUUGGGACAGUGGGUUCAGAUCCUCUGAUCAAGAGUGAUGAGGAGUGUAGGGACUUGGUCGAUGAAGCAAAGAACUACCUUCUGCUACCACAAGAGCGCCCCCUAAUGCAGGGGCCCAGAACCCGACCCAGAAAGCCUAUUCGUUGUGGAGAAGUACUGUUUGCUGUGGGAGGUUGGUGCAGUGGUGAUGCCAUCUCAAGCGUUGAGCGCUACGACCCCCAGACCAAUGAGUGGAGGAUGGUGGCGUCCAUGAGCAAACGGCGCUGUGGAGUUGGUGUCAGUGUUCUGGAUGAUCUGUUGUAUGCUGUUGGUGGACACGACGGCUCGUCUUAUCUAAAUAGUGUGGAAAGGUAUGACCCAAAGACUAACCAGUGGAGCAGUGAUGUCGCCCCUACUAGCACCUGCAGGACCAGUGUGGGUGUUGCUGUAUUAGGGGGUUACCUGUAUGCUGUGGGAGGUCAGGAUGGCGUUUCCUGUCUCAACAUUGUAGAAAGGUAUGAUCCGAAAGAGAAUAAGUGGACACGUGUUGCCUCAAUGAGUACCAGACGGUUGGGUGUGGCUGUUGCCGUAUUAGGAGGUUUUCUUUAUGCAGUGGGCGGCUCAGAUGGCACGUCCCCACUAAAUACAGUGGAGCGGUAUAACCCGCAAGAGAACCGCUGGCAUACGGUGGCACCCAUGGGGACCCGUCGGAAACACCUGGGCUGUGCUGUGUACCAGGACAUGAUCUACUCUGUGGGCGGCAGAGACGAUACCACAGAACUGAGCAGCGCUGAGCGAUACAACCCCAGAACCAAUCAGUGGUCCCCUGUGGUCGCCAUGACGUCCAGAAGAAGCGGGGUUGGUUUAGCAGUAGUAAAUGGCCAGUUGAUGGCAGUUGGAGGUUUUGAUGGUACCACGUACCUGAAAACUAUUGAAGUCUAUGACCCUGAUGCCAACACGUGGAGGCUCUAUGGUGGAAUGAACUACAGGAGGUUGGGAGGUGGUGUUGGUGUAAUAAAAAUGACUCACUGUGAAUCACAUAUAUGGUAACAACUACAGUAUCCAUCUCACAGAUGCCUCACCAUAGCUCGUUCCUCAUAAAGACAUUGUGCAUCAUGCAAGAGGAAAUCCUGGUUAAAAACUGAGUAAUGUCUCCAGUUACUGAGAUGGCAAACCAAAGGUAUACCAUCUCUGGCAGCUGCUCUGAGGAGACUCACCUGUACGGCCAUAGAGCAUCACUACAUUUUGUUUUUACAUUUGGUUUCUCUUUCAUACUUGAGCAUAGCCUAAGGCAACAAUUUGAAGAGAGAAGCAGCAGCCGGAAAAGCAUCAGUUUGUUUUUAUGGAUGGAACUAGGCUUCUGUCGGUCUGUUUGACUGCGUUGAAGAAUUACAGUAACCUGAAACACAUCACUGGGGACACAUCACAGUUUUUCUGAUUGAUGUUCUGGUCUGAAUUGUUCUGGCACUGUGAUUUCUUUUAGCUUUUUUUUUUAUGAGUUGUACACUGAGCAUCAUAUGUUCCUGCAUUCGUACCAGAUGUAAGCAGAUUAGUUGAUCUUUUGUUUAAAUCCUUGGUGUACUGAAAAAUCUAACGAAGGCUGUUGCAGAAGAAAAGAAGUUAUUUUUGAAGAAGUCAAAAACAGCUUUGAUGCAUAACCAAUUUGUUUACUUUUAUACAACUGAAUGCAUCAAUGAAUCAGUCCAUGCACUUUAAUCCACUAAGAUUUUUUUCUAUUGAAGUCUGUAUAUAUAUUUUUUUCCUUUAAAAUAUAGUUGGAUGUAUUGCAGGGUUCAUCAAAUCAAACCCUAGAGGGCCAGUCAUGCACAGUUUAGAUCAAACCAUGAUCGAACUCGCCUACCGGCAAUUUUCUAGUAACUCUGAAGAGCUUGUUCAGGUGUGUUUGAUUAGAAUUGGAACUCAACUCUGCAGAGCAGUUGCUCUCCAGGACUGGAUUUGAAGAACCCUGAUGUAUCGUUUUAUGCAAGUUUGAGGGCUAGGGUAAAAAAAAGUUUCUGAAAUUUCAGAACAAACAGGUUUCUAUUUUUAGCAGCCUGCACGUAUGGUCAGAAACGUGAUGUUAAACUUGUUACUGAAUAUGAGAUGAAUCUCUUUGAAAUGUUCAACUGCCCUUUGAUUUUUUUUUUAUGAACACUAAUUUUCCCCACAGGACAGUAUCGCGUUCUAUUUUGGUGUUGAAAAACGGUUACAUAAAGUAUAUCUUCCAUGAUCUUACCUUAUUUAAUUUUAAAGAUGUUCAACUGUCUAUACAUUUCAAAACUUUUAAAAAUAAAAUAAAACAGGAAAAAAUAUCUAAAUGCUUUUAGUCAAUUCUGAAAUUGUGUUGACAAGUGAUCAGUGGUUCUCAAAUAUUUUCUCUGGUACUUUUACUGUAAUGAUGACAAAGCUGCAUAUUUAAAAUAUUUUUAUUUCUGAAACUAGGAGUGACAAAUUAAUGUGAUUAAAAACACUAUUAAAACAUCAAUACAUGUUAAUCUGUUUACAGGUUAGACAUUAGUUAACUUAUUAACUUUAGGUUGAGAACUAAUGGUUUAGAUUUUUCAAAUCUAGAUUAGUAAAAAAAGUUAAUUUAAACCUCAUACAAAUUGGGGGUUUGUUUUUAAUAUAUAGUUGAAAUAAAAAAUCAACUUUAGAUCUGUGCUUUAUUGUAAGACAAAAGGUUACCCAAUUCUAAAACAUUGUUAUGCACAUCCUAGGUCAUUUUCUGAUGUAAAUGUUUAAAUGAAAGGAUGUGUCUUGAGUGCAGAUGAAUCAAAGUAAUAUCCAACAACAGAAACAAUUUCACAAUUUAAAAUCCAAAAUAACUUAAUCCCUCCAAGUUCCAACAAAAUCUGCUUGCAAGUUCUACCUACAUACUUUGGAAAUCAUUAUACAUUUCAACUGUUAGAUGCUGACAUUAUUGGCACUGAAAACAAAACUUAAUAGGAUAAUUUCAGAAGCCAUAAACCCUGUCAAACAAAAAUCAAGCCAGCCGCAACUCAUUACUAAGUGAUUUACAUACUUUUAAGGGUACAAAAUGUUUGCAUUUAAUAUCAACAUAUGUUACAAUAUACUAAUUACAGAUAUUAACAUAUUUGUGUGAACUAUUUAUAAGCACCUAUACAUAUAGUAGUGAUACAUUUACAAAGUUGACAAAUCAAAAGUAUUUGUGAUAAAUGAGUUGCAUCACAUUAAUAUUAGCCUUAUGGACUGAUAUACAUGUUAUUUAUCUUGAUAAACAGUCUUAGGAAAGAAAA
Molecule: messenger RNA, 4158 nt
Organism: Pimephales promelas (fathead minnow)
Lineage: Eukaryota; Metazoa; Chordata; Actinopteri; Cypriniformes; Leuciscidae
Gene: klhl20
Product: kelch-like family member 20
Biological process (GO): proteasome-mediated ubiquitin-dependent protein catabolic process; Golgi to endosome transport; protein K33-linked ubiquitination
Cellular component (GO): trans-Golgi network; PML body
Molecular function (GO): type II interferon binding
Source: RefSeq, a predicted model, not a curated record